AUGGGAGAAACACGGAGCUGGGUGAAGGGUCAUUUGGAUAUAAUACUCGUCCCAGUGGGGGUGCUAAUGUUGGUAGCCUACCAUUGCAGACUGCUGUACAGGAUUCUCAAAACACCCAACACCACCUUCAUAGGCCUCAACGCAAUCAAUAGGCGGGCAUGGGUGAAUGCUAAUAUGAAGGAGGGGAUGAAGAACGGAGUGCUAGCAGUCCAAACUCUACGGAACAGCAUAAUGGCGUCCACGCUUUUGGCCGCAACCGCCAUAACGCUCUCCUCUGUGCUAGGUAUAUUGAUGGGUGUGGGUACCAGUCCUGGUGAUUGGACUAUGUAUGGAAUGAAAGGAUCUGUCGCUUCUUCUGUCAAGUGCAUGGUGGUGUUACUAUGCUUUCUGGUGGCAUUCAUUUGCAAUGCGCAAUUCGUAAGGUAUUACAGUCAUGUUGGCUUCCUCAUAAACACGCCUCCUUUGGCCCCCGAGCUCGAGAAUGAUCACAGACAGUAUGUUUGUAGGGCAAUCAAUAGAGGGGCUUACUUUUGGUCACUAGGAUUGAGGGCAUUUUACUUCUCGUUGCCUCUAUUUCUAUGGAAUUUUGGACCUAUUCCAAUGUUCGUUUCGACUUGCGUCCUCUUAUCAUUUCUACAUUCCUUUGACACACCCAGCAACGAUUUCAACGCAAUUUACAACAACUGCCACCCGGAAGAGGAAGAGAAAGAUCUGGGACUAGUUCGUAGCAUUCUCCAGAAGCAAGAGGAAGAGGAAAAUUUGCGCGCAGUUUCCAGUCGCCGCCAGUAUCUGCGGAAAGAAAAUGAUGGAGAACCUUGA
Molecule: messenger RNA, 819 nt
Organism: Cryptomeria japonica (Japanese cedar)
Lineage: Eukaryota; Viridiplantae; Streptophyta; Pinopsida; Cupressales; Cupressaceae
Exons: 2
Coding region: 1-819 (272 amino acids)
Source: RefSeq, a predicted model, not a curated record